UCAACAACUGUUGCCAGAACUGAGCUCCCUCUGUGUGAAUGUGAGCCAGCCGGAGAGCGAACAACAAAUGAGUGUGUGUGAGAGAGUUGCUGCAUCUAUGCAUGUGUGUGAGAGAGUGAGGUAGUUGCAGUGUGUGUGAGUCGUGCUCUCACAGAGGAGCUAAGCCAGCCAGCACAGUUUUAGAGGCUCUGAAAGAGCACUCUCUCCUCUCCUCCUUUUCUCUCCCUCUUUUUCUGGACAACACUGAUCCAAAAGACUGCCAUUGGACUAUCUAAACCCCUACCACUUUCUGUACUGAUCUGGCUUCACCUGUGUGUGUAAGAAGAAAGGCAGAGGACUUAGCCCUUGGUUUGAAGGGCGAGUUGGAUGACUUCUGCAGAUGAGGGCUUGGCCGGUGGAGUGUUGGGCCAGGGGGACCACCAUGGCUCCCCUCAAAUAAUGGAUGGGCGUGGUGACAAAGCGCUUGCACAUCCGGUCAUCAUGUGCACGCGGGUGUCCGUUAACCCCGAGCCUGGGUGCCAUCUAUUCCCAGAGGGAGAGGAGGAAGGAGAGGUGGAGGGCAGAGAGAGGGCAGAGUUAGACAUGGACAGUGCUGUGGAGAGCAACCCGGGAUCAGAUGUCUCUGAAGGGGAGAGGAGCGGAGUAGACAAGGAGGAUGGACCGGGGGGACUUUUCUUUCCUGGAGACAAGUGCAGUCAGCUAAACCCAUCUGUGACCUCUGACCUGUCGACGCGUUCCUCUGCCUCUCUGAACGAGGAGCAGUUUGAGGACUACGGAGAGGGAGAGGACGUGGACUACACUCCCAGCAGCCCCUGCCCUGAGGACGAGACGCGCACCAACGGCUACUCUGACCUGGGCUCCUCUGUACCCUCCAGUGCUGGCCAGACCCCAAGGAAGACACGUCACCUGUACAAUAAUGAGAUGAUGGACGUGUACUGUUCCCAGUGCUGUAAGAAGGUCAACAUACUCAACGACCUGGAGGCCAGGCUGAAGAACCUCAAAGCCAACAGCCCCAAUAGGAAAAUCUCCAGCACAGCCUUUGGCAGGCAGCUCCUCCACACCAGUAACUUCAGCAGCAGCAACGGCAGCACGGAGGACCUGUUCCGAGACAGCAUUGACUCCUGUGACAUCGACAUCACUGAGAAGGUGAGUUACCUAGAGAAGAAGGUAGCAGAGUUGGAGAAUGACACGCUGAUGAACGGAGAUCUCAAGUCCAAGCUGAAGCAGGAGAACACACAGCUGGUUCACAGGGUCCAUGAGUUGGAGGAGCAGUUGAAGGACCAGGAGGCGCGGGCAGAGCAGAACACAGAGGAGGAGCAGAGACGACACCGUGAGGCCUACAGCAAGAUGGAGAGAGACAAGAACACUGAGCUCGAGCUGCUACACAACCGAGUCCAACAGCUAGAGGAGGAGAACGGGGAUAUAUCGGUGAACAUGUGCAGACUGAAGUCUCAGACAGAGAAACUGGACGAGGAGAAGCAGCGUAUGACAGACAAGCUGGAGGACACCAGUCUGAGGCUGAAGGAUGAGAUGGACCUCUACAGGAAGAUGAUGGACAAGCUGAGGCAGAACAGACACGAGUUCCAGAAGGAGAGGGAGGCCAUGCAGGAGUUGAUUGAGGACCUUCGUCGGGAGCUGGAGCACCUGCAGCUGUUCAAGCUGGAGACAGAGAAGCCUGGCCGCGGCCGCAGCUCCUCCUCUGGGCUGACGGAGUUCAACGCCAAGACCAGAGAGAUGGAGCUGGAGCACGAGGUCAAGAGACUCAAACAGCGGUUUGUCUCGCAGGACUUUCCUCUGACCUCUGACCUCCGCCACCUCGUAGUAUCCGCUGGGGCACGCCUCCGUCACGGUCAGACGGAGAACCUGAAACUGAGGGAACAGAACGACGACCUGAAUGGUCAGAUCCUCAGUCUGAGUCUGUAUGAGGCUAAGAACCUGUUUGCCACCCAGACCAAGGCCCAGUCGCUGGCUGCCGAGAUAGACAAUGCCUCACGAGACGACUUGAUGGAGGCCCUCAAGGAGCAGGAGGAGAUCAACUUCCGUUUGCGGCAGUACAUGGACAAGAUAAUUUUGUCUAUCCUGGACCACAACCCCUCCAUCUUGGAGAUCAAGACCAACUAGAACCCCCCAACUAGAAA
Messenger RNA from Oncorhynchus masou masou (cherry salmon), 2138 nucleotides. RefSeq names its product rab11 family-interacting protein 4A-like. The record is from RefSeq and is a predicted model, not a curated record. Gene Ontology annotation, cellular component: midbody; endocytic vesicle; recycling endosome membrane. The transcript has 14 exons. The coding region runs from base 367 to 2121 and encodes 584 amino acids. Lineage: Eukaryota; Metazoa; Chordata; Actinopteri; Salmoniformes; Salmonidae. Gene Ontology annotation, biological process: endocytic recycling; regulation of cytokinesis.